AUGACACCAUCAAUAAUUUCAAGAAGUUCAAAUAUAGACUACAAGUCAGCUACAUCGACUCCACCUAUAUUUCGCAAGUCUAAAUUAGGUCUGACUUCAAUUACUCCCGAUUCAGCAUCAGCAAUAGAUAACAAGAGUCUAGCUAGUGACAAUACUUCAUUAUACACAGUCCCAUCAAAAACUACUAUUGCAACCACCCAAUUUUCAGAUAAGGAGGAUCCUACACUCAAUUUACCAUCUGAUUUGAGUGAUAAUUUAGCAUUCAAUUUACAAACAGCUUAUCAAUUGUCUCAACAAGAAACAAAUAUGUCUACCGAGCAAUAUGAUUUAGAAGCUCCUGAUCGAUAUCGUAUCAAACUACAGUUUACCAAUCGUGAGAUUGAAAUGUUAAGAUACACAUGGAACAAGAUGCUAUUAGAAGAAAAUAAAUCAUCUCGCAAUAUGCCAGGUGGGUUUAAUGGUAAUAAUGAUGGAGUCAAAAGAGAGUCUGCCAAGGGUCUGACGACGACUCCACGACAAACAACAACAUCGCUGAUGGCAUCAUCAUUAUUUUGCCGUCAAUUAUAUUCCAAUCUAUUAACCCUUGCACCAGAAUUGGAGAUUUUAUGGCCAUCACUUAGACAUCAAGCUGUAAGCUUUGCUCAGGUUAUGCAAAUGACCAUUGCAAAUUUGGAAGACUUGUCAGUAUUGGAUUCAUUUUUUGAGAAGUUGGGUAAAAGUCACGCAAGAAUUUUCGGUAUUGAACCUCCAGCAUAUGAAAUUAUGGGUGAAGCAUUGAUACAAACAUUUAAUGAACGAUUUGGGUCUAGAUUCACCAUUGAAUUGGAAGUGUUGUGGAUCAAAUUGUUUUUGUACAUGGCCAACUCCAUCUUACAAUUUGGAUUAGAUCCAGUACUUCGAUUACAAAGAACUGAAAGUAGACAAUCUUCAGUGUCAAAUGUCAAUCAAUCAAAUUCAUCAUCUAGUAUAUUAGCAGCUGAUGCUGAUAUCAAUUCAGUAUUCGAAAAGAAAUCCGUAACAACUAAUGCAACUUCUGUAAUGGAUGAAUUGCCACAACCUCCUAAAAUUGAUACUAAGAAUAAGAGUCGGUUUUCGAAUCAUCGUGGAAGUAUUAGUUACAAUGGUGACAUAGGAUCGGUACUGGAGAAAAAACUGAAACAAGCAGAUGCCCCACAUCCCAAAAAGGUAGGCAAAUUGGGUAGGUUGAAGAAGAAAGGAGAUUGUGUGAUUAUGUAG
Messenger RNA from Lodderomyces orthopsilosis Co 90-125, 1236 nucleotides. RefSeq lists its product as uncharacterized. The record is from RefSeq and is a predicted model, not a curated record. Bases 1 to 1236 code for a protein of 411 amino acids. Gene Ontology annotation, cellular component: intracellular anatomical structure. Gene Ontology annotation, molecular function: FAD binding; heme binding; oxygen binding. Gene Ontology annotation, biological process: cellular response to nitrosative stress; nitric oxide catabolic process. The transcript has a single exon. NCBI's taxonomy places the organism in Eukaryota, Fungi, Ascomycota, Pichiomycetes, Serinales, Debaryomycetaceae.